GGCAGCGGAGUCCUCAUGUCAGUGCACAGUCUGUGUGUGGUACAGCAAGCGACGGCGAAAACGAAUGCAAGCAAUUGGCAGAUGUCGGAACGACGAAGAUAUCUCAAAUCACCAUUCUUUUAGACGAUUUUCUUGUUUUGUUUUUUUUCACAAACUGGGCUUCGGGUGUGGUAUCAUUGGAGACGAUACAAGCAUUCUUUAAAGUUCUAUGCGGUCAACAACUCUUUUCGUUCGAGGGGUUUCCGCCGUCCGAUUGGACGGAGAGACAUUCUCCACCACCAGGUCGUGCUGCGCCUCGGGAUCACCAUAGGGUUUCAAAGGACUCGUGAGGGGCAACUCGAAUUACAUACAAAUCCGACUGAGUUUUUACCAUAUCAGUCACCGUGGAAGGUUAUACGCGAAGGAUAUUGAACAUUUUCUGUGGACACAUUACUACAUGCGAGGAGAGAAAUCAUUCGACACAAAGUAACACAUAGGCAAUCGAAGACCCGGGGACAUCCAGUCAUUGGGGUCGACGAGUACCCCUGGCAACCGAGGACGGUGCUUUGUCCGCCGCCAUCCUGCGUGUGAAGGGAGGGGUGGCGGUGAUUACCGCACGUUCAGCGGUACAGCGGGAGAGAAAAAAACCCUGUUUACUCGUGAGGAGGAUUCGACAUGUAUCCACAAGGCCGGCAUCCGGCACCUCACCAGCCAGGUCAGCCUGGAUUUAAGUUUACAGUGGCAGAGUCCUGUGACAGAAUUAAAGACGAAUUCCAGUUUCUGCAAGCCCAGUACCACAGCCUCAAAGUGGAGUACGAUAAGCUGGCAAAUGAGAAGACAGAAAUGCAGCGCCACUAUGUCAUGUACUACGAGAUGUCCUAUGGGCUCAACAUUGAGAUGCACAAACAGACUGAGAUUGCCAAGCGUCUCAAUGCAAUCCUGGCUCAGAUUAUGCCUUUCUUGUCACAAGAGCACCAGCAGCAGGUGGCCCAGGCUGUAGAACGAGCUAAACAGGUGACUAUGACCGAGCUGAAUGCCAUCAUCGGGGUACGUGGACUUCCCAAUCUGCCCCUAACCCAGCAGCAGCUCCAGGCCCAGCACCUCUCUCACGCUGCCCACGGGCCUCCCAUCCAGUUGCCCCCCCACCCGUCAGGCCUCCAGCCCCCAGGCCUGCCCCCUGUGACCGGAGCGGGCUCCGGCCUGCUGGCCCUGGGGGCCCUGGGCAGCCAGGCCCAUCUGCCCGUCAAGGAUGAGAAGAACCACCACGACCUGGAGCACAGAGGUCCGUCAUCCUUUCACUCUCCACUGGCCAUUCCCCUGGUGAAAGAGCGCGAGUCAAGUACGAAUAACUCGGUGUCGCCGUCGGACAGCCUGCGCGCGGCCAGUGAGAAGCACCGCGGCUCCUCGGACUACGGCUUGGACAACAAGAAACGAAAGGUGGACGACAAGGACAGCAUGAGUCGAUACGACAGUGAUGGAGAGAAGAGCGAUGAUUUGGUGGUGGAUGUGUCCAAUGAGGACCCGGCCACGCCCAGGGCUAGCCCCGCCCACUCGCCGCCAGAGAACGGUCUGGACAAAUCGCGGGUGCUGAAGAAGGACGGCGGGCCCAACAGCCCCGCCUCGGUGACGUCGUCGGGGAGCACGCCCUCCUCCAAAGCCAAGGACCACGCCCACAACGACAAGUCGUCCACGCCGGGGCUGAAGUCCAACACCCCGACACCCAGGAACGAGGCCCCCACACCCGGCACCAGCUCAACACCCGGACUACGGCCCCUCGCCAUGGGCAAGCCCCCGGGCAUGGACGCCAUCGCCGCUCCUGCGCUGCGCACGCCGCUGUCCAUCGCCGGCUCCUACGGCACGCCCUUCGCAAUGAUGGGCCACCACGAGAUGAACGGCGCCCUGACUAACCCCGGGGUGUACGCCGGCCUUCACAUCUCGCCGCAGAUGAGCGCUGCCGCGGCGGCCGCCUAUGGCCGCUCGCCGAUGGCUGGAUUUGAUCCCCAUUCUCACAUGAGGGCCCCAGGCAUCCCCGCCAGCCUCACCUCCAUCUCUGGGGGUAAACCGGCUUAUUCUUUUCACGUGAGCGCGGACGGCCAGAUGCAGCCGGUGCCCUUCCCUCCGGACGCGCUGAUUGGUCCCGGCAUCCCGCGGCACGCGCGGCAGAUCAAUACGCUGAGCCACGGUGAGGUGGUGUGCGCCGUCACCAUCAGUAACCCCACCCGCCACGUCUACACCGGCGGCAAGGGCUGCGUGAAGAUCUGGGACAUCAGCCAGCCGGGCAGCAAGAGCCCCGUCUCCCAGCUCGACUGCCUGAACAGAGAUAACUACAUCCGCUCCUGCAAGCUGCUGCCCGACGGCCGCACCCUGAUCGUGGGCGGCGAGGCCAGCACGCUGACCAUCUGGGACCUGGCGUCCCCGACGCCGCGCAUCAAGGCGGAGCUGACGUCGUCGGCCCCGGCCUGCUACGCCCUGGCCAUCAGCCCCGACGCCAAGGUCUGCUUCUCCUGCUGCUCCGACGGGAACAUCGCUGUGUGGGACCUCCACAACCAGACGCUCGUCAGGCAGUUCCAGGGGCACACGGACGGGGCCAGCUGUAUCGACAUCUCCCACGACGGGACCAAGCUGUGGACGGGGGGCCUGGACAACACGGUCCGGUCCUGGGACCUGAGGGAGGGCCGGCAGCUCCAGCAGCAUGACUUCACCUCCCAGAUCUUCUCGCUGGGCUACUGCCCGACCGGGGAGUGGCUGGCCGUGGGCAUGGAGAGUAGCAACGUGGAGGUGCUUCACCACACCAAGCCCGACAAAUACCAGCUGCACCUGCACGAGAGCUGUGUUCUGUCCCUCAAGUUCGCCUACUGCGGGAAGUGGUUUGUCAGCACGGGGAAGGACAACCUGCUCAAUGCCUGGAGGACUCCGUAUGGGGCGAGCAUAUUCCAGUCCAAGGAGUCUUCGUCCGUCCUGAGCUGUGACAUCUCGGCGGAUGAUAAAUACAUCGUGACGGGUUCUGGAGACAAGAAGGCCACUGUCUACGAGGUUAUCUACUAGGGCUUCAGCACUGCUCCCGUGUGGGCUGGCCUGUCGCCCUUCUCCCCUCCGACAGACACGCCCACCCCACCCACCUUCUGCUUCAUCCAUCAACAGUUCGUCGUACGCUUCGGACGAUGGCCCGGAUCGAAGAUUUGGACAUAGGAUUGGGCAGUCUCAUACGGGAAAUGGUUGAAAAUAUUGCUUGAGUACCCCUGGAUUAUUUUUUUCUGAUAUUUGACACUUUGGAUUCUGAGGAAUUUGGAGGUGGGGGGGGGAGUAGUUAUUGAAUGAAGCCGUGCUUCAUCUCUGAGAACCUUUCCUGGACUGCUUGUGAAAAUUGUACAUAAUGGAGUAAAUAAGACGUUUUCUAUACAUAUAUACAUAUAUAUAUAUAUAUAUAAUUAUAUAUAUAUAUAUAUGUAUAUAUCUCAUGAAUAUAUAUGUAUGUAUAUUUUCAUGUCCUGGGUGUACUUGUGGUGGUUUUUUGUUCGUGCAAAAUAUGAGCAAGAGAGCAGAAAUUCUGCAGUUUCCCUAUUUUUCUUUUUUCCCCUGCGUGAUGACUUUCUGGAACACGUGUAAGUGGUUCUCUGACCGCCAGUAAUCAAGUGUGUCUUUCACAAUGAGAAAUAGAGCACAGAACUUGAUUUGGAAUGCAAAUGGGAAUACCUAAAAAAAAAUCCCCUUUUGGAACAAUGUCCUGAAACUACUAUGAAACUACUUAAUUCUCAAAACGCAGAGACCAAUGGAGGAGGGAUCUACAGCAGCCCUGUAUGACCUUCCCAGGAGACCAGGGUUCCGGCCUGGGAGAGAGGAUGUACAUUUUAAUUAAUAUUAAAUCUUUUCUAAGUGUUCUACUUUGUCAGUGCUAGCCUCUUGUCUCGAGUCCUUUUUUUUUUUUACAUCAAAUGUUGGAUUGAGGGAAUCUGUGGGGGGGGGGGGGGGGGGGGGGGGGGGGGGGAAGCAGGUUAAUGUUUCUGAUCCAGACAGAGCGUAUCAAGGGGUUUUGGCUGGCAACGUUGUCCUGCCAUGUGGAUGUGAAGAGGAUGUGCUGUUGAUUCUUGACCAGGUGUUGAAUGUAGGCUUCUAGGUCUCUUGGAAAAGCCCUACUGUUGGUUUUCCACAAUCAAUGUUGACGAAAGGAAGUUGUACAGUGGUUUUGGUACAUGUCGGAUUUAAAAAGUAAGACGCCAAUACUCAACCAAUUGGCGGAGAAUUUUUUUUCCCUGUAUCAAUAUUGAGUACAAAGGGCCGAGUAAACUCUGAUUUUUCACUUGGUUCCUUGUUGAAACGAGGGGAGGAACUCUCCGAUUUACACCAAAGUAUGUAGCAAAUACUGUCGGCACUGAAUAGAAAUUGUACAUUUGUUAAUAAAUUAAUAAACUUUUUUUUUUAGAAGA
Molecule: messenger RNA, 4403 nt
Organism: Gadus macrocephalus (Pacific cod)
Lineage: Eukaryota; Metazoa; Chordata; Actinopteri; Gadiformes; Gadidae
Gene: tle3b
Product: TLE family member 3, transcriptional corepressor b
Exons: 21
Coding region: 655-3024 (789 amino acids)
Biological process (GO): regulation of DNA-templated transcription; negative regulation of canonical Wnt signaling pathway
Cellular component (GO): transcription regulator complex; nucleus
Molecular function (GO): protein binding; transcription corepressor activity
Source: RefSeq, a predicted model, not a curated record